Messenger RNA from Penicillium malachiteum, 1584 nucleotides. RefSeq lists its product as uncharacterized. NCBI's taxonomy places the organism in Eukaryota, Fungi, Ascomycota, Eurotiomycetes, Eurotiales, Aspergillaceae. The coding region runs from base 1 to 1584 and encodes 527 amino acids. The transcript has a single exon. The record is from RefSeq and is a predicted model, not a curated record.
AUGAGUUCUAUCACAGGAAGCUACACACCACCAAGCUGUAAAUUCGACACUGUUCGGAUAAAUAUGACUGUCACUUCUCGGGGUACUCAAUAUGACCGACUGGGUCUUAUGUACCUGGGCGAUGCUGAGGUCUUCCGGACUUCAACUGCCGAGCCAACCUCGACUGGAAUUGUGUGGACCUACAUCAAGGAAAUGUCUCAGUAUAAUGCUCUAUGGCAGGAGCCCCAAAAACUGAUAUUUGAUCUGGGUAACAUCAUCACCGAUGUUUACACUGGUCCAUACAAUGUGACAUUGACGGCGCACUUUUCAUAUGAGAAUAAUGUUCAAAAUGCGGAUAUCAUCCUUCCACUCUCGGCAAGGAAAGCAUCAUCCAACUCAUCCAGUGAAUUCACUGUUCCCACGGAUAACACUACUGUUUCCUAUACUAUCCCAGAUACAGCAUCGCGGGCCGUUGUUGCAAUCUCAGCUUGCGGUCAAUCUGAAGAGGAGUUCUGGUGGUCUAACGUCUUCACCGAGGAUUCUGAAGACUUUGAAGAUUACAUUGGUGAGAUGUAUGGGUACUCGCCUUUCCGAGAAAUCCAAUUGUAUAUUGAUGGAAUUCUCGCCGGCUUUGUCUGGCCUUUCCCCAUCAUCUUCACCGGUGGUGUGGCACCUGGAUUCUGGCAUCCUAUUGUCGGCAUUGAUGCGUUUGAUCUUCGAAUGCCAGAGAUCGAUAUCUCGCCCUUUUUGCCACUCCUUCAGGAUGGUAAAGAGCACGCGUUUGAGAUUAGAGUUACUGGUCUCAAUGUUUCCAGUGAUGGUACAGCUACACUCGCUGGUACUGUGGGCUCGUACUGGGUAGUCACUGGAAACGUUUUCCUCUGGACCGACGAGAAGAGCUCUUCUCUGAAAAGUGCCGAUAGCUCUUCCUUCUCUGUGGAGGCCCCCGAGCCAAAGUUCACUGUGACACGAACCCUUGGACAAAACAAGACAUCUGGGGAGAACGAAACCCUGGCAUACUCCAUUGUAGCAGAGAGAUCGUUCAAAGCCAGCUCAUCCAAGUACGCCUGGUCACAGGAACUGUCCUACUCCAACUACGGAUACCUUAAUCAACAAGGUUGGAGUCAAGUGAACAAGCAACUCACCUCGGGUAAGAACACAAUUGCUGAGGUUGGUAGUUCCAGUACCAAUGAAACUACCUUCAGCUAUCCUUUACUGGUAAAUGCAACCUACGUUAUUACGGAUACUACUGAGAGUAUCAGUUCGUGGAUGAGUCGUGGUCUCACCAUUGAUUCUACCGGUGGACUCGGAGUUUCUCCUUAUACUUUGGUCUCUGGAGCUUCAAAACUCGAUACAACUCAGUCUGGAACGGCAUACUAUGAUUAUGUGUCUGGCGGUACCUCGACCUCUACUGGUACUACACUUGAUGAGUUCCAGAGCACUGCUAAUGGAGUCGAAUAUUCGAGAUCUGUUAAGGCAAGUGGAGGCAAUGUGGUGGAGGAUAGUCAGUCGGGUAGCUCAAAGACUUCUUAUACUUCGACUCCAUCGGGAAGAGAAAGUAUUAGGAGCAUUUUGGGAAGAGGACCGGGCAAGGUCAGUGUUUAA